Messenger RNA from Arabidopsis arenosa, 1048 nucleotides. NCBI's taxonomy places the organism in Eukaryota, Viridiplantae, Streptophyta, Magnoliopsida, Brassicales, Brassicaceae. The record is from the annotation of a GenBank genome assembly.
AAACAAUUUCACUCCGACUUGUUCGGUUUUUGUUUCUUAUAGAACACACAAACAAGAAAACACAAACCAAUCCUUCAUCGAAUUAGGGUUUCAUCAAGAUCCUGGAGUUGAUGUAUUGAGAGAAGCCUUAGAGAUAAAAGAUGAGCUCUACGCAGGCUAAUCUAUGCAGACCAUCCUUGUUCUGUGCAAGGACAACACAAACAAGACAUGUCUCUGUGGCACCUUUUAAGUCGUCAUUACGCUUUGAUUAUCGACCACUCCCCAAGUUAACUAUUCGGGCAUCUGCAUCAUCAUCAUCCAUGUCUACUCUGUUUUCGCCUCUACAGAAUCAUCGAUGCCGGAAUCAGAGGCAAGGUCCUGUUGUGUGUUUACUUGGUGGGAAGGAUAAGUCUAACGGGAGUAAUGAGAUAUCAUCACCAUGGAAAGCUAUUGAGAAAGCAAUGGGGAAGAAAUCGGUUGAAGAUAUGUUACGUGAGCAGAUACAAAAGAAAGAAACUGGCGGCAUUCCUCCACGAGGAGGAGAAGGAGGAGGAGGGGGUGGUGGUAGAAAUGGUGGGAAUAAUGGGUCUGGAGGCUCAUCAGGAGAAGAUGGUGGUCUUGCUAGUUUUGCAGAUGAAACUCUGCAAGUGGUAUUAGCAACCUUAGGCUUCAUCUUUCUGUACCUCUACAUCAUCAACGGGGAGGAGUUGUUCCGUCUUGCAAGAGAUUACAUUAGGUACCUUAUAGGACGACCCAAGAGUGUUAGGCUGACCCGAGUUAUGGAAGGUUGGAGUAGAUUCUUCGAGAGUAUGUCGAGGAAAAGAGUGUAUAACGAGUACUGGCUAAAGAUCAAGCGAUCAUCAACACGUCUACCUGGUAUGAUAACCCGGGCAAAUACAGACGCAUCUUGAGAUCUUAUGUUGAUUCAAAUGAAAUGAAGAUAGUGAUUGGUUUUCUUACUGAUUUAAGUAGUUUCCCUUAGACCCUGAACCGUGUUUUUGUUUUUGUUUAAGUUACUUUCGCCAUUGUCACCCAACAAUCAGAUUGGUAGUAAAUAUUGAUGCUUUCA